AUGUCUAUCAUGAUGAAGGCCACACGCCUCCUACUAACACUAGCCCUACUACACGGCGGUGUCCCCGCCGUCCAGGCACAAAAGCCCUCGCUCGAGAUAGCGCUCACGCUCGACGUGCCGGUGAACGGGGUGAGCACGACACCCUCAGGGCGGAUCUUCCUUUUAUACGCGCGGGUCGACGGGUCGCAAGGCCCCCAAGUGGUCGAAUACAACGCGACGAGCAACAUAACGACGCCGAUCCCGUCGGCGGAAUGGAACAGCUUCAACGCGUCGUCGCCAUCGUCGUCCUCCGACCCAGCCACGCAUCUAAUCCGCACCAACUCGCAGCGCAUCGGGCCCGACGGCGCCCUGUGGCUCGUCGAUGUCGGCAGCCCGAGCUUCGGCGCCCCCGUCAUCUUUCCUGACGGGCCGAAACUUGUCCAGUUCAAUCUCACCACCAACCAGGUCCAACGCACGUAUUUCCUGGGCAAUGUCACCAGGGUCAAUAGCUUGCUGGACGAUGUCAGGUUUAAUCCCCUGACUGGUGUUGCCUAUCUCACGGAUGCGGGGAGUCCUGGAUUGAUCGUCUUGGAUCUGAAGUCGGGAUUUGCGGUGCGUGUGUUAGACGACCACCCCUCGACGCGACGAGGCGACUUCCCCGUCUCGGGCGAAGGCACGCUGAUGCACGGGCCGGACGGGGCGUAUUUGUACGUAUACGCGGACCACCACGAGCUCUCACCGUCGGGACAAUACUACUACUUCCAGCCGGCGAACGGGGGCCUGUCGCGGAUCGAAAGCCGCUGGCUGGACGCGGCGCUGUACAACUCGAGCCUGAACAGCAACGCGGUGCUGGGGGCGUACGUGGAGCCGUUCGCGCUCACGCCCUCGACGGGCGGCACGGCCAUCGACGCCGACGGCAACAUCUACUGCUCCGACACGGACAGGCUGGCUGUCGAGAAGAUCGCGCCCAACGGCACCCGCGAGACCCUCGUCCAGGACGACCGUCUGCUCUGGGUCGAUGCCAUGUGGAUCGACGCUGAGGGAAAGCUCUGGAUGCCCGCCGCCCAGCUCAAUCGCGGCAUUCCCUUCAAUAAUGGCACGAAUCGUGUCGUCAAGCCGCUGCAUGUCUUUACCCUGGAUAUUGGCGUCGGGCCCAGUCCGAUUGAUCAUGCUUGA
Molecule: messenger RNA, 1155 nt
Organism: Exophiala bonariae
Lineage: Eukaryota; Fungi; Ascomycota; Eurotiomycetes; Chaetothyriales; Herpotrichiellaceae
Exons: 2
Coding region: 1-1155 (384 amino acids)
Source: RefSeq, a predicted model, not a curated record